AUGUUCAACGGCAGUCUCAUCCCCAACCAGGCCCCGAGCAGCCAGCUCCCCUCUCUGGGUGAUCUCCAGAACGGUCUACCAAACGCUAUGGACAACGACGACGCCCAGCGCGCCGCCCAGCUCGCAAACGCGCUCGGGGAGCCCUCGAAAAACGAGAGCCGCCCACAGGCUACGUUCCUCACAAAACUAUAUGCUUUGCUCGAGCGUCCGGAGAAUCACCACAUGAUUCGUUGGGAUGCCGCUGGCGAACAUAUCAUCGUAGAACGUCCCGAGCAGCUUGCUCUUCAUGUUCUUCCCUCUGUCUACCGACAAUCCCGCUUUGCGAGUUUUUCCCGCCAGCUCAAUAUCUAUGGCUUUAUGCGCAAGGUCAAUCUGCGAAACAUCGACUCGACGAUUGACGAUCCAGACGCGAGCACUUGGUCACAUCCCACCCUGCGUCGCAACUCUCCCGCCGACGUCAUUGCAAAUUUCAAGCGUAGAGUCCCUCCCAGACUCCCUAAACCGCGCAAAAGGCCAGAGGAAGCGGCCCUCACCUCUGGUGCCCCGCGUAUUGCCGGUCGCGCUCGAGGAUUUUCUGCACCCGGAUCAUACACUCAGCCACAACCUACAUGGCAAAGCGCGACACCAUUUGGUCAGGCGCACGCCCGACAAGCCCUCCCACCUCUGGCCCCUCUUUCGACGUCGAAUGAGAUGCCAUUGUACCCAAGCGGCCCACAUUCUUCCUAUGUGGGUCCACACGCCAGCGGUAACACGCUCCAUCACCGCUCGUCACAUGGCAACUUGCUGCAUCCGCUCACGCCCGCGACGCCAGACGACCCUAACAGCCCACACCAUCUCGCUCCAGGAAGUUACUCGGCGCAUCCAACCGGCUACACCGCAUCUGGCCGCGAUGGCGCUCCGUUGUUCAUGUCUGGCGGCCCAGGCUCGUCGCAGAAUUCUGCUUACCCUUAUCCGGAACAAGGAGGAUCGCAUCCAAACUGGUCAUUUUUGCCACCCCUCCAGACGGGCAACUCUGGACCAGGAAAUGCCUCGCCUGACAGCCGUCCAACCACAGGCUACUCGGUGGCUUCCUCCAUGUCGAUCCCAUACGAUGACAUGAAUGGCGAAUACGGCCGGCCCAGAUCAAGUGCCGGGAGACCUCUUACGCCAACGAUGAUGAACACGGCUCGCCCCCAGUCUUCUCAUAGCCGACCCGGGAGUGCCAUUGCCCCCAAUGGCCCACCCCUCCCGCCCAGUCAUUUACGCAUUGGGAGAGCCCGUAGACAUUCGCAGGCAGUGUCCCCGUAUCCGGCACCCUACUAUGACCUUCAUAACGACGGGCGCCCUGUCACGGCGCCAGAUAAUUCGACGGUCCACAGGGUACGGUCCUUUGGCAAUCUUCCUCAAGUCGACUCGAUUGGAGAGGAGACGGGCGCACAGGGAGCUCAUCCGCCACCCUUCAUGGGAUUCAGCGGCUCGCACGCCGAAUUUGCUUACAGCGCCGGCGGAAGUGGCCCAAACGGGAACCUUGAUUCGAUGGAGACAUCUGGGUGGAUGAACGGUUCAGCAGCUCAUCCGCCGUCGUCAUCACAUGGACCGUCCCACGGCGGUGGUGCUGGCGGGCUCAGUGGCCAACCGAGGCCGUCGACGGCGGCGUCGACCAUGUCAGCUCACUCGAGUGCAAGUGCGACUCAAACCCCUCCCGUCUUGGAUCCCUCGGGGUCGUAUGCUGGCCAUGAGACCGACAUUAAUCGGUGUGAGUGA
Serendipita indica DSM 11827 is the source of this 1743-nucleotide messenger RNA. Lineage: Eukaryota; Fungi; Basidiomycota; Agaricomycetes; Sebacinales; Serendipitaceae. The record is from the annotation of a GenBank genome assembly.